GCAUUUCUUAUUCUAAUCUUUCUUGUAUUACGUAAAUUCUUACCAUGUCCGCUGCCGACUUCGAAGCCGCCGCGGCAUAUGUUCAAUCCUUGCCAAAGGAUGGGCCCAUUCAGUUGGACGACGAUACCAAAUUGAAGUUUUACGCCUUUUAUAAACAGGCCACUGAGGGAAACGCGGAUGGCUCGCAGCCGUGGGCAGUUCAGGUGAAGGCGCGCGCAAAGUGGGAUGCCUGGAAUGCGAUUAAAGACAUGAGCGCAGAGGAGGCCAAGGUUGCGUAUGUUUCUCUUCUCAUUGAAGUCUCGAAGGCCAAAGGCCACCCAUGGACCCCGUAAAAAACCUAAGAAGGUCCCAACGCAUGUAUUUUUCGAGUGCUAAGCAAUCCACACUAUGAAUUAUUGAAAGUUUUUUUUUUGGGAGAAUGAGCAAAAUAGUGUUCGUAUAUCGAAUAAACUAAAAAAAUAUAUAUAUAUAGUACUCAUGGACAAGUUUCAAGUUUCGCAAUCCCCUCAUAUGAAAAAUUGUUAUGCCAAUAUUUUAUUUUUAUUUUGGAGAAGUAUUGCUUUCCUAUACAGUAACAGUGGUAGCUGAUUACUUAGUA
This is a messenger RNA of Phytomonas sp. Hart1, 598 nucleotides long. NCBI's taxonomy places the organism in Eukaryota, Euglenozoa, Kinetoplastea, Trypanosomatida, Trypanosomatidae. The record is from the annotation of a GenBank genome assembly.